Messenger RNA from Doryrhamphus excisus (bluestripe pipefish), 4361 nucleotides. RefSeq names its product guanine nucleotide binding protein-like 1 (gene gnl1). Lineage: Eukaryota; Metazoa; Chordata; Actinopteri; Syngnathiformes; Syngnathidae. The record is from RefSeq and is a predicted model, not a curated record. Gene Ontology annotation, molecular function: GTPase activity; GTP binding.
GUUGUACAUUCUUGUUAUAUUUACCGUUUUUGCCGCAUGUUGUUUAUAAAUACGUAUACAGAUGUGCCAGCUUUAUCGAAAGAAACGCAUUUGUGAUCAUAUUUGAUUAAAAUUCAAAUACUCGAGCUUGGUCGAUUUGCGAACAUCAUAAUGGUUUCGUCCGACAUUCUCCGCAGUCUGCAGUAAAUAUGGCGUCACAGAAAAGUAGCCAGACUCUAGAAACUUCCCCUCAGUAAAUACAACUAACGAAGAGGACACUAACAACCAAAAUUAUUUUUGUGAACACAUAUAUUUUUGUAGGUAUGCCCAGGAAAAAGCCAUUCAGCAACAAGCAGAAGAAGAAGCAGCUGCAAGUCAAACGGGAGAGAAAACGAGGUGACACUGGGUCCGGGCCAAGUAGCCGUAAUGCCAGCGUGGAGCGAGGAGAGCGCCAGUCGGACACAUCAGACAGCGAAACCACAGACGUCAGGAGAAUAAACCAGCAGCCCACCAGCAGGGAAGGGAGAUAUGAUCCCAAUAGAUUCCGUCUACACUUUGAAAAGGAGAGUAAAGAGGAUGUGGAAAAACGAAAGAAGAUCGCCCGGGAGAAGAUUCUGCAGCCCGUCUCGGACAAAGAACUGGAGAUCGGCAUCAAUGACAUCUACCCUCCUGAGCGAGGCCUGGGUUUCCCACGCCGGCCGCCCUGGAACUACGAAAUGAGCCGCGAGGACUUGCUGAGGAAAGAGGAGAGAUCGUACAGGCAGUAUCUGGAUGAGCUGCACCUGAAAAACCCACCUGGAUCUCUCAGCCACUUUGAGCACAAUCUGGAGACAUGGAGGCAGCUAUGGCGAGUCUUAGAGAUGUCCGACAUCGUCCUCCUCAUCGUGGACAUCAGGCAUCCGGUGCUACAGUUCCCCCCUGAGGUGUACCGCUGCAUCACAGGUGAGCUGAAGAAGCAGGUGGUGCUGGUGCUGAACAAAGUGGACCUGUGUCCCCCCCCGCUGGUGAUAUCAUGGAAACACUACAUGACCUCGCAGUUCCCCCAGCUGCACAUUGUCUGCUUCACCUCUCACCGCGGACAGUCUUACAGCACAGUGCUGCAGAAAAAGCGGAUGAGGCGGAAGGCUGACUGGAGUCAUGCUGGAGGACCCACAGAGAUCCUUAAGGCAUGUCAAGAUAUCACAGCAGGCAAAGUCGACCUGUCCAGCUGGGAGCAGAAGAUCCAGGCGAAUGCCGUUGCCGAGCAACUGGACGGGGACGGGCCGGACGAGGAUGCAGAGUCGGUGCUGGUGGAGCAUCAAAGCGAUAGCGCCAUGGAGAUGAGCAACCCAUCACAGGAGCUCUACAAGGAUGGCGUUCUCACUCUGGGUUGCAUAGGCUUUCCAAAUGUGGGCAAGUCAUCUGUCAUCAAUAGCCUUGUGGGGAGGAAGGUGGUGAGCGUGUCACGGACCCCAGGCCACACUAAAUACUUCCAGACCUACUACCUCACCCCGACUGUCAAACUCUGCGACUGCCCCGGACUUGUCUUUCCUUCCCGUGUCGACAAACAGUUACAGAUCCUGGCCGGCAUCUACCCGGUGUCCCAGCUGCAGGAGCCUUACAGCUCUGUCGGUUAUCUGUGUGAAAGGACCCCCUUCCUCUCUGUGUUGAAGCUCAAACAUCCCAAUUUACAAGACCUUGGCACCCAAGGAGACCAGAGUCCCGAAGAGCCCCCCUGGACCGCUUGGGAUGUUUGCGAGGCUUGGGCGGAGAGGAGAGGAUAUAAGACAGCCAAAGCUGCUCGGAACGACGUCUACCGAGCAGCCAAUAGCCUUCUGAGGUUAGCCACCGACGGGCGACUUUGCCUCUGCCUCAGACCGCGUGGCUACAGCUGCCUGAAAGAGCACUGGGAAAACCACACCGACAUCCCGGAGAUCUUGGCCUUGCAGGGAAGGACAUCUGAGGAGGAUGCCGCAGGAAAAAAGGACGAUGAAGACGACGGCGAGUCCAGCACUGAGCCCGAGGAAGAGAGAGACCGGGACGCGGACGACGACGAUGACGGCGACGAAGAUGAGGGGUUUGGACAGGCAAGGCGAAAGGAAAAUACGAAGCCCAGUCUAGCUGUUAACAUGUUUAAUGUCCUUCGGGAGAAUGACUGUGAGUGACGGAACAGGGAUAAACAGAGAGGAAAAGUAUCCCGAUGCUUCCCGGAUUGACUCGUUACACUCCUCUUUGUUUCCUCCCCCGAAUAUGCAUUCCUUCUCAUUUCCAAAAUAACAUGUCCUUCUCCCUAUGCUAAGGCUACUAUUGUGAGUUUGUAUUGGCCUAAACUCUGCAGGAAAAAGCUAGUUAGCAUGCCUGCAGAUACCAUACACCACCAUUGCUUUUACCUCCUGCAGUUCAAUAAGCAGCCACUAGAUGGCACAAGGUACUGAACAAAAACGAACAAAAGAUACCUGUACCAGAGGUAAACAAAUCAUAACAAAAGUGGGGGGGAAAAAAAUGCAUAAUUGAGUCAAUAUUUGCAAAACAUUAUUUUUCUACUCCAUGCUGUGCCUCGGCUCUGCACGUUCAUGCACAAAGCUUUCAGUAGUGGUGGGGGUUUGUUUUGCAAGACAAUGUACAAAAAAAAAAAAAACACCAGUCUGCUGUCGGGUUGGUCAUUUUACAAUGAUCAAGUGUAUCCAGUGCAACUGAUUGCUGCAGCAAUGAAUGCGAAAUGAAGGUCAGUACUUGACUGUCACCAGUAGAGGCGCUGAUGAUGCAGCUUCAGCAACUUCUUUUGAGUACAUAAUUAUUCAACUUCCACCCUCGGCCAUCUCUGUGUGGAGUUUGCAUGUUCUCCCCGUGCAUGUGUGGGUUUUCUCCGGGUACUCUGGUUUCCUCCCACAUUCCAAAAACAUGCUAGGUUAAUUGGUGACUCCAAAUUGUCCAUAGGUAUGAAUGUGAGUGUGAAUGGUUGUUUGUCUAUAUGUGCCCUGUGAUUGGCUGGCGACCAGUCCAGGGUGUACCCCGCCUCUCGCCCGAAGACAGCUGGGAUAGGCUCCAGCACCCCCCCCCCCCCCCCCCACGACACUCGUGAGGAAAAAAACGGUAGAAAAUGAAUGAAUGAAAGUAUUCAACUUGAACUGAAGCUGAUAUAUGUGACAACACCCCAUCAACAGCGACUCUACUGGUUCCAAAUAAUAUGGAAAUGCAGUCAAAUGGCCAUCUAUCAUUCUGUAUACUGACACGUGACCUCAUGAGCUGACAUGCCAAAUAAUGCACACAUUAGAAGUUCCUUGUCUGUAAGCUGUCAUUCACUGGAUGCACUUUUUAUUGCUGCUGGUAUAUGGCAGGAUACAACAACAUUUCAUACUCAGGUAAGCAGAAAACCAGUAUUACCAGUUUGAUUCUCUCAAAACGGAGAGUAUCGUGUUUCUGAGAGUUGCUGUGGUCUUUUUGGUGUGGCUUUGCACAGUUGGCAGGACGAUACAGGAUCCAGUGUUUCUCAAUGAAGCCUCACAUGUUUGAAACGAGUAAGAAUUUGGCUGUACAAUCAUUGCCUGCGUUUAUCCGCUAAUGCUUUUUCGUUCCAACAAAGCACUUCAAGGAAGUAUUCAGCAUUAAUGGAGACAUUUUCUUAGUUUUGUAUAAGCCCAGCAUUUCAGCAAAGAGUAAAACAAAACUCCAGUUUUUUUUUCUCCCCCAAAAUGUGGACUUGUUACAUUAAGUGCACACAACCGGAAUAGGCAGGCACGCCAUUAUGGAUUCUUAAAAGCUGUCCCUUAUAUUUACUAAUGACACUGAAAGGACAUUCCUAAGUGUGAAGGCUGGAUGCUUGUUCAUAAUACCUGCAGUAUUCCUUCUUUCAUUCCCAGCAUCUCUCAACUGGACUGCUUUAUGCAAUAAAAAAAAUAGUCCUCUAAGCCAUCUUGUUAUUUGUUUUUGCGUUAUCCUCCUAAAAAGCUUUGGGCUAAUUGCACAUUGGAAAUCAAUCAAGUAAUCCUUGUUUUGCUUAACUGCUAUACAAAGUGGUAACUACGGUAACUACGGAUGCUUUUUUUUUUCCCUCUGUUUUCCUGAAAAGUUGUGCAGAAAUCAUUUAUUGCAUAAUGCUGCCAGGAAAGCAAACAACCUCCUCGGCGCAGCUAACACCAUCUCUGAUACAACAACCGCUCUCCCACAUGUCAUUAAAGCGAUAACAGAUGACGUCGUGAACUUUUUCCCUCUUCUCUGUGUUGACGCCAGAAAGCCUUUUAAUCGGUGAGGAAAUCUUUGAUGAGCUUUGUCACAUUAAUUACCGCUGAUAAUCUUCACUGUUAGGAAAAUGGAGCAGAUGCAGGAGGCUCACAUGUUAAAACCGCUUUAUUGGCCUAUUGCAGAUGGCUGUUUGUAACAGGUAGAUUGGAAGAAAUGAAGAC